AUGACGGAUUGGAUGCGAGAACAGGUGGACGUGAAUGAGUGGACCAAAGGCCGACUCGUGUGUCCCACCGAUGGCUGCCAUCAACGGAUCGGUUCAUUUGAUUUCAUAAAUGGCCACAAAUGUCGGUGUCGUUCAUACGUGUUGCCAAACAUCCAGAUAAUUAAGUCCAGAGUCGAUAAACAGAUGGCUAAAAAUAUAGCGUAA
Messenger RNA from Oppiella nova, 204 nucleotides. NCBI's taxonomy places the organism in Eukaryota, Metazoa, Arthropoda, Arachnida, Sarcoptiformes, Oppiidae. The record is from the annotation of a GenBank genome assembly.